Messenger RNA from Etheostoma spectabile (orangethroat darter), 3314 nucleotides. RefSeq names its product WD40 repeat-containing protein SMU1. Lineage: Eukaryota; Metazoa; Chordata; Actinopteri; Perciformes; Percidae. The coding region runs from base 254 to 1789 and encodes 511 amino acids. Gene Ontology annotation, molecular function: protein binding. The record is from RefSeq and is a predicted model, not a curated record. Gene Ontology annotation, biological process: mRNA splicing, via spliceosome. The transcript has 12 exons.
GCCGCGUCUCCGGCACACUACGUGCCCACAAAAUGAUUCCUCUGUACAUCGGCAUGCGUCAGGGAGGGUGGGGCGGGUGUAGCUCCACGACUUUGUGUGGCAGCGGCAGUCACACGGUUUCUGGAGAAAAAAAAAAAAGCAAGACACAAGAGAAGCACGUGUAGUGGGUGGUACUCAGCACACUGCUUUCACGUGGCUCUAGCGAGCUCCGAGCACGGCCGUCAGUCCAGUGGCAACAGCAGGAGACAGCAUCAUGGCUGUGGAGAUGGAGCCUGCGGAUGUGAUCCGCCUGAUAAUGCAGUACCUCAAGGAGAACAACCUCUACAGAACAUUGACCACCUUACAGGAGGAAACCACCGUCUCGCUCAACACAGUGGAAAGCAUCGACAGCUUCAUUGCAGAUAUAAAGAGCGGCCACUGGGACUCCGUCCUGCUGGCCAUCAAGUCCCUCACGUUGCCGGACAACACACUUAUUGACCUUUAUGAGCAGGUUGUAAUGGAGCUCAUUGAAAUGAGGGAGGUGGGAGCAGCACGCUCACUCCUCAGACAAACUGACCCGAUGAUCAUGUUGAAGCAGACGCAGCCAGAGAGGUACAUCCAUUUGGAGAACCUGCUAACAUGCUCCUACUUUGACCCUCGUGAGGCGUACCUGAAAGGCAGCAGCAAGGAGAAGCGGCGCAGGGCCAUAGCCGAGGCCCUGGUGAGGGAGGUCAGCGUGGUGCCCCCUUCACGUCUCAUGGGGCUCCUGGGACAAGUUGGCUCUAUGAGAAUACAGCAGUAUCCAGGUCAAGUGUUCCCUGACACGACCAUCGAAACAUCUGGCAACAAGGACAAACAUGUGGAGAAGGAGAGCUUUCCAACACAGCUGUACCGCCACAUCAAGUUUGGGAGGCGGUCACAUGUGGAGUGUGCCCGUUUCUCUCCUGAUGGCAAGUACUUAAUCACUGGAUCGGUGGACGGGUUCAUCGAGGUCUGGAACUUUAACACUGGAAAAAUUAGUAAGGAUUUAAAGUACCAGGCCCAAGACCACUUCAUGAUGAUGGAUGAUGCUGUGUUGUGUAUGUGCUUCAGUCAGGACACAUAUCUACUGGCAACUGGAGCUCAGAAUGGCAAAAUAAAGGUGUGGAAUAUCCAGAGUGGCCUGUGCCUGUGCAGGUUCGAUUAUGCCCACAACAAAGGUGUGACUUGUCUAAGCUUCUCCAAGGACAACAACCAGAUCCUCAGUGCCUCCUUCAAUAAGACCAUCAGAAUCCAUGAAUUGAGGUCAGGCAAGUUGCUGAAGGAGUUAAACGGCCAUUCAUCGUUUGUGAAUGAUGUAUCCUUCACUCAAGAUGGAUUUCACAUCAUCAGUGCCUCCUCUGACGGCACAGUUAAGAUUUGGAAUACAAAAUCCUGCGAGUGCAUCCACACUUUCAAAUCUCCGUCCUGGACAUCAGGAGUCCCUGUCAACAACGUGAUUCCUCUACCCCAAAAUCCAGAACACUUUGUGAUUUGCAACCACUCCAACAUGGUGGUCAUCAUGAGCAUGCACGGUCAGACUGUGAAGACCUUAAGCUCAGAUAGAAAGGAAAAGGCCGACUUUGUGUGCUGCACCCUGUCGCCCCACGGGGAGUGGAUUUACUGUGUGGGAGAGGACUUGGUGCUGUACUGCUUCAACUAUACGACAGGAAGGCUGCAGAAAACGCUGACCGUACAUGAGAAAGAUGUAAUUGGCAUCGCUCACCACCCACAUGAGAAUCUGAUUGCCACAUACAGCGAGGAUGGCCUCCUAAGGUUAUGGAAACCUUGAACUGUCUCCUGCAUCGUGAAAUGGAAGACCCAGAGAACCUCACAAGCGGUUAUAAAGCAAUUUAUUCAUUUCAUACAAAAAAAUGGAUUAAUAAAACAAAUGGAUACAUGAAUCCAUCAGUAAUUAUUUGCCAUACGGUCCAUUUAGUAUCUGGUCUGGAGCUUUGGGUCAUGAUCUUUAUCAGCAGAUGAUUUUUUCCCAGUUGUCAUGGGAUUUUGUCAACAAGUUCAGGGUACAGCCAACGACUCUCAUUUGUUAUGUCUGAUGGUAGAUUAGAAAGAUUUUGCUACACAGGGGAAAAGUGGAAAAUUAAUAAAGUUGGCAAAUGAAAAAAAGUAAACAGGAGACAAGUUGGUAAAUCAAAAUGGAAAUUGAGAAAAUAGUCGUUUCAAUCUCUCUUUUAAAGAUAAAGGAAUAAGGAAGACAAUGUUCUGUAAUUUCUAAUAAUAACAAGACUAUUACAUAAUGAUAUUGUUAGUGAUUUCCAUGAAUAGACCACAAUCAACUUUCCAACUUCCGCUCAGCCCAAAGUAGUUUCAGCUGCAGACAAAUGCACAUUUGGUACUCUGGUGAGUAUUUAGAGCAGCAGGAUGGUGUAUGUGAUGUUGACUAAAUAAAUUGACGUGUUUUAUAUCCGGCUUUGGACCCACAGUACUUGUUAGUGGGAUCAAUUCAGUGUUGGUUUUGGGUCUUUGGAUUUGACAAUAAGAAAAAAAAUAUCGAAUAUCAAAAGGUAUCCUUUAAGCAUAUUGUUAAACUCAUUUAUAAACUCUAAGUGGGUCUUAAUGAACACAUUUCUUUUUAUUUGUAACACAUUGUCAUUUUUUUAUACAUUGUUUUUAAUUGAUUAAUGAAUUUGUAAGGUAAUUUCUUUAUAAACGUUUGCAGUACUGUCUACGACCUUCAUACUGUAUACACACACACACACACUCAUGGAUUUAACAUCACUCGUGCAGUUUGAAUCCCCAUCUCUUCUGUCUUUAUUAGACAUGAAAAUGCAUGAUGGUGAACUGUCGUGGAAAUAUUUAUAUUUAAAAAGCGCUUCUUGUUUGGGCAUAAACAAACAAUAUCAGGUAUAUUAUUUGACAGCUUUGGUUUAUAAUAAUACUUUUGUAACUUUGAUUGACUUUGAUUCAGGUGCAAUGACUUGUUUUGUCUUCAGUGUUCCCUGCAUGCUACCUCAGUACACGGUCUAAAUGUGGCUCUACAAUAAUUUUAGUACAACUAAAAAAUAUGCAUGACUGAUGAUAAACCUCAAUGGAGCUCCGAUGACACAUUCUGUAACAUGGGUGUAUAUAAUAAAUGUAACAAACGUGGUCACAUUAUUGUCAGUUUGGUAAACCAACUGUAAUCUGUGUUCCUGUGCAUCAGUAUCCCUGCAAGAAACAGAGCUACUGCCUUGACCAGUAUUUAUUUGUAUUAUAGUAUUUCUUACUUUCUAUCAUCUGUCUCUGUACUGUUAUCCAUAUAUCAUUAUUGAAAAUUGUUAUGUCAUUACACUCUAUUUUAUAUUUGUUGUAUACUA